UCUCGCCAACUAGCUGUAAUAAUAAACCGGAAAGUGAAAAACUAAGGCUGAGUAAAAAAUAGACUUUCUAUCAAUACUCGCCAUUAAUGGUUAACAAAUAAUCUAUUUUCGAACCAGGAUGGACGCUGACGGAUUACCCCUUGUAGGACCAGGAGUAGAUUUGACGAAGGUUGGUGCUAUACACUCCAAGCGAAUGCUCGCCUUUUUAAACCACUUCAUCAUACACACAACCAGGUUUCUCAACAAGUUCUCCUGUGUUUGUGAAACGAAACUGUCGGAGAUCACAACUCGUAUUCAAAGGCUUGAAACCACAGUCAACAUAUUGGAAGCAAAGCUUGCAUCUAUACCAGGCUUAGAGAAUGUCACCGUGGAGCCUACCCCGCCCCCAGCUGCACCUGAACCUUCUAACCUCCCCGCCCUCCCGUCUACAGAGCCUGCCGAUGGAUCGGGUAUCCCAGCCAUUGAAGCCACUCCUGAAGCAGCUCCGGCUACUAUGACAGUAUCUCAAGAUCCAAGAUAUAUUAAAUAUUUCAAAAUGAUUAAUAUGGGUGUCCCAGUGGAUGCUCUCAAGCAAAGACUACUCAUGGACGGUUUAGACCCAGCUUAUCUAGACACGCCAAAUGCUCCUGCUCCGCCCGUCAACCAAGAAUCCGAUUCUGAUGAUUUCAGUAGUCAUGAUAAUAGCUCAGAUGAUGACUUCAGUGAUUAGAUGGAGGCCACUAUUAUGCUUUUCACACUGCAUUUCCUUAACCCCAUACUAUCCUUAACCCCAUACUAUCUUUUUUUCGAUUCACACUGUCUUUCUUAACCCCGUACUAUUGCUUAGCCGGGGUUAACGCCUUAACCCCGGGCAAUCACACAGCUCAUAAAUAUUGAUGAUUUUACCAUACAGAGCGCGAUUAACGUGCAAUUUCGACUUCUGUGAUUGGCUAAUGCUUAGCCCCGCUUUUGCUUAGCCCUGUAUCGUUUCACACUGCAUCUCUUAGCACCACAAUAAGCCGGCUAACCUUGCUUUUUUGCAGGGCCAGAUAGUAUCGUACUAUUUACCGUGCUAGCCCACUUUGCUAAAACGUAGUGUGAAAAUGAAGUGGGCUAAGCUUAGACCCGGGAAAUUGGUGGGGCUAAGACCCCCCCUUAGCCCCACCAAUUUAGGACAAAAAGUGCAGUGUGAAAAGCAUAUAUAUAUAUGAAGAACUUAAUGUGGAGAUGGAGGCAGAAGAGUCGAUAUUGAUGAGUAGGGGAUUAACAUUAUCACAGUCCUCUCUGUGUCAGGUAAACUCAGCUCAACUUAAAGGAAACUAAAACCCAAGAAGAGAAGCAGUCUUAUUGGAAAGAGUAAAAUGAGAGGAACAAUUAAAAAAAAAGUUUCAUCAAAAUCCGUUAUGAAAUAAGCAAGUUAUGGACGUUUAAAAAGUCUUGUUGUACUUUCUAUGGGGAUCCUCAAAUUGGCAAACCUGCUUCAAAAUGGCCGAUUUUGUGGACAAUUCUCCAUUUGUUUUGUACACAAAUUUUCAGAUUUUACCCGUUAUUUUACAUAUUUCACAUUAUCUCUUCCUGACCUUGAAAUAUGUGGUGUGGAUUGUAUUUUCCCAUGACAUAUGUUGUGCUCAGAAGGAGGCAAGAUGCAAUUUGAAAGAUAAUGAGGAAAAUCUGAAAAUGUGUGUACAAAACAAAUGGAGAGUUGUCCACAAAAUCAGCCAUUUUGAAGCACAUUUGCCAAUUUGAGGAUCCCCAUAGAAAUUACAACAAGAAUUUUUAAAUGUCCAUAACUUGCUUAAUUCAUAACCGAUUCUGAUGAAACUUUUUUUUAAAUUGUUCCUCUCAUUUUACUCUUUCCAAUAAGAUUGCUUCUCUUCUUGGUUUUGAUUUCCUUUAAACAAAUACAGCAGAGUGGCCAAUGUAGAUGUCUUGUCAGUGAAGACCGAGGAGACACAACAGAGAUUAGAGGUUUGAAGAGAUUGGAUAAGGUUGGCCAUCUUGGCUAUUAAUGAUAAGAGUAAAUAAUCAUGUGUCACUCGAAGUAAGCAAAUGAAAAUUGUGAAGUUCAUGUGUGUGUUGACAUUACUGCUGAAGUGAACAAAGACAGGUGAAAGCCUUAGCAGUUGCAGAUAAAACAUCACAAUUUUGUUUGCUUACUUUUGGUUAUCUAUUCCCUCAUUAACAUUGAAGAGUUGAUAAAGAUGUUGUUUUGUUUAGGGGACAACAGAGGUAUGUGCUCAAUGUGUCACUUUCAGUGGGAGAAAAGCGGUACAAAUAUAUUUUAAGAAAUUAAAAAGAAAACAUGUUUUAGUUUGUGGAGCAAUAAAGAAACAACAUGUGUCAGAAGUUGGAGGGGCUGAGUGACUCUUGACCCAUCUUCAGAUUUUGCAUGGAGGGGGGGUCAUAAUUCAAAUCUACUAGUACAUGUUGUGUCAACCUAUUGAAUGGUUUCUGUUUCCACUUAUUAUAUGUUAUCAUCAUGGAUGAGAGUAGCAUUUGUUUCACUUGGCGGGUGAGUUGAUUUCAAGCCAUGUUAUUUUCAAUUUUUCAUCCAUGUUUCAUAUUUUAUAUACAACUCAUAAGCGUAAUGCACUCACGGCCCUGAUCAGUGGUUCCAAUUUCUCUGCUGCAAAUUCCACACACUAAUGGAAUGACCCAACUUCAACCCUGGUGUUAACACUAUACCCUAUGCGAAACCUUACCCUAAACCUAACGUAAUACCCUAUUGCAACCCUAACCCUACAUCUUAGACGAAAUAAGGCCCAGAGCAAUUGUCGCCGGAGCAAAUGUUGUGUUACCUGAUCAGUAUGUAUGUGCAUGUAUCCUCUUACAUGUAGUUUACACUAAUCUAUUUAUGCCAUAUGAUGGAAUAUGAUAUAAAAUGGUACUUGGUUCAGAAACGGAACUAUGGCAGGAAACUGACUCUUGAUUGUCCUUGGAACAACAAUUCAAAAUUAAUUGAAACAAAGGUCACCUCCAUGUGUAUGUAAACAUAUCAUAUAAACAUCAUUUAUCUGAAUCUGUAGGCAUACAUUGCAUACUUUCAGGACCAGUGCCAGGAGGGGGGGGGGCGGCUAGACCUAAAGAAAACAUUUUUUUUGCGAUUAAAAAAGGGGCAUUAGAUUUCAACCCAUCCUCUCCUGUUCAAUAUUUGGUUUUCUUCUUAUGCAUUUUUGUUCCUCUUUUUUGUUUAUCAUUUGAAAAUCAUUUUUUUAGGAGGGGGGGGGGGGUGAAGAAAACCCUGCCUUCCCCUCUUGUGUUGCACCCAAUGAUUCUGGCUUUUGUAUUUGUCAUUGUAAGCGUUAAUGGUUUGUAUUCUGACGUCCUGUUUUGACAACAUGAAAUAUCCAUAUGGACAGCUUUAUAGAUAUUUUCAAUCAACAUUGAAGCGAGCAAAAUUCUUAAAUGCUAAAAGAUAUUACAGAAGAAAAAAAACGGUCAUUGGAGAGUUGGAUUAUUAGGUAUUAUUGAGGUAACAUUUUGAAUAGUGGUUUAGACUUUUAUGAUUUGAAGGUAUUUUGGUUGGAUCUUACAGUUUGAGGCAUUUUAAUUGGUCUUUUCAAACCCAACUCGUGUAAUUUUCAACAAGAUCAUAUUUCUGAAACUCAGUAUAAUAAUUAAAAUGGCCAAUUAUAAGAA
Lytechinus pictus (painted urchin) is the source of this 3618-nucleotide messenger RNA. RefSeq names its product WASH complex subunit 3-like. Gene Ontology annotation, biological process: exocytosis; actin filament polymerization. The transcript has 7 exons. The record is from RefSeq and is a predicted model, not a curated record. The coding region runs from base 119 to 709 and encodes 196 amino acids. Lineage: Eukaryota; Metazoa; Echinodermata; Echinoidea; Temnopleuroida; Toxopneustidae. Gene Ontology annotation, cellular component: WASH complex.